Vigna angularis (adzuki bean) is the source of this 1776-nucleotide messenger RNA. RefSeq names its product glucan endo-1,3-beta-glucosidase 9. Gene Ontology annotation, biological process: carbohydrate metabolic process. Lineage: Eukaryota; Viridiplantae; Streptophyta; Magnoliopsida; Fabales; Fabaceae. The transcript is spliced from 2 exons. Gene Ontology annotation, cellular component: plasma membrane. The coding region runs from base 177 to 1631 and encodes 484 amino acids. Gene Ontology annotation, molecular function: hydrolase activity, hydrolyzing O-glycosyl compounds. The record is from RefSeq and is a predicted model, not a curated record.
UCACCAAUCACCAUUCAUAUUUCAUACCCAGAUACUAGUCCCUAAUAUCUUUUAAACUAAACCAAAAAAAUUGAACUAAACAUCAAACCAAGAGUUUGAAAGUUGAAACCCCCCACGAAAGUUGCCACUCACAGUGACCAAGAUUGCAUUUUUACUCCUAUUCCAGACCCACCCAAAUGCCUCCCAUUUCUUGCCUCCUUCUACUCACCUUCCUCAUCACCACUUCCACCUUGGGCUGUGUGGUUGGAGCUGUUGGGGUGAACUGGGGCACCAUGGCUUCUCACCCCCUUCCACCCGUCAAGGUGGUGAAGCUCUUGAAGUCCAACAACAUCAAUAAAGUUAAGCUCUUUGAUGCCAACUCUGAUGUUCUUCAGUCUCUUUCUGGUUCCAACAUUGCUGUUACUGUGGGCAUUCCCAACGCUAUGCUAAGAAGCUUGAACUCUUCCAAGAAAGCGGCGGAUAGUUGGGUCCAUGAUAACGUUACCCGCUACAUGCCUAAUGGGGGCAGUGUAACUCGAAUUGAAUAUGUUGCAGUUGGUGAUGAGCCUUUUCAUAAAAGCUACGGUGAACAAUUUCAUCCCUUCUUAAUUGGAGCUGCUAUGAACAUUCAAGCAGCUCUAAAGAAAGCAAAAUUGGACAGCAAAGUGAAAGUUGUAGUUCCCUGCAGCUUUGACAGUUUUGAGACAGGAUUUAACACGUCCUCAGAAGUGCAUUUCAGGCCUGAUGUCAACAAAACCAUGACUGAGCUCCUCAUGUUUCUUGGUAAACUAGGAUCACCUUUCUUUGUGACCAUUUCUCCGUUCAUAACCCACCUUGAAACCAAAAACAUUUCACUGGAUUUUUCCCUCUUCAGAGAAACUGCACGCCCUCAUAAUUUUAGCCAUAAAACAUACAAAAACAGCUUUGAUUUGAGCUAUGAUACAGUGGUUACUGCAUUAUCAUCAGCAGGAUAUCCUAAUAUGGACAUUGUUGUGGCAAAGAUUGGCUGGCCAACCGAUGGGGCUGCCAAUGCAAGCUCAAACCUUGCUGAAACGUUCAUUAAACGCCUCAUAAACCACCUUCGUAGUAACUUGGGCACCCCACUUAGGCCACAUAAGCCCCCUCUUGAAACAUACAUUUUGAGCCUUCUUGAUGAAGAUCAAAGGAUCAUUGCUUCUGGAAACUUUGAAAGGCAUUGGGGUUUGUUCACUUUCGAUGGCCAAGCAAAGUACCAUGUGGAUCUUGGCCAAGGUUCAAGCAGCCUAGUGAAUGCUCAAAAUGUUGAGUAUCUCUCUUCCAAGUGGUGUGUUGUGAACAAUAAUAAAGACCUGUCAAAUGCAACUGCCAGUGCUUUAGAAGCUUGUGCAAAUGCCGAUUGCACUGCACUGUCUCCUGGUGGAUCUUGCUUCAAUAUCAGUUGGCCUAGUAACAUAUCAUAUGCUUUUAAUAGUUACUAUCAGCAGCAUGAUCAGAGAGCUGAAAGCUGUGACUUUGCAGGUCUAGGUUUGAUCACAACUGUUGAUCCAUCCAUGGAUCAUUGCAGGUUUCCUAUUGAGAUUCGCAUCUCUCAUGCAGAAUUUCACAGGCUGUGUAAUUUCCAGUGGUUGAUUUUUCUUCUUACAACCCUCUUGGCUGCAGCUUUUGCUGUUUGACAUGGGUAAAAAAGAGGAUCAUUUUUGCAUCCCUGCCUGCUGUAAUUUUGUUGCAGAUGUAUAUUGUUGAAUCGAAAAUGGUUAGCACAUUUUAUUUAAUUUACACAUGCAGGUCAAAUCUGAAGGAUGCCACUUUUCUCUUUUA